CUCCAUUGGAAGUGACCCCAGGUUCCUAGCUUUUAAGGUACAACACCUUUUUAGUCUCCACUGACUCACCCGGGCCUUAUCUUGCCGUGUGGGCCUCUCGAUCUUCUCUCUAAAAUAGUCAACAGUCCUCAUCCUCUCUUCCUCAUCCCUCCCCUCUGUCCAUUGCACGAUCUCCCUGCCAUCGUCGAGUCAAUUGGCUUAAGCAAGAUGUUUUCCGCCACUUCUGGAGCUUUUCGGGCUGGUGCCCGACGAGUCGCUCCCCGCGUCGCUCGUUCCAAUGUCAAGACUGCCGCUCCGACUGCGCUCCGAUCCAUCAAUCCCAACCGAGCCCUCUCUACUACCAAGGCUCUCGCCUCUUUGCCUGGCCGCGAUAGGACUCGGGAGAUUGUUGCGCAAACCAUCAACAGCAUUGGCAGCAGGAGGGAGGGUGAGCAGUACCUGAAGCUCUUCACCUCGGUUGAGUCCCAGAAGUUUGCUGUUAUCAAGGUUGGCGGGGCCAUUCUUUCCGAAUACUUGGAUGAGCUUUGCCGAAGUCUCGUUUUUCUUUCCGAGAUGAAUCUUUAUCCCAUCAUAGUCCACGGAGCUGGUCCUCAACUCAAUAAUCUUCUCGAGUCAGCUGGUGUUGAGCCCCAGUUCGAAGAAGGUAUCCGAGUUACUGACGCCAAAACCUUGGGUAUUGCUCGCAAGCUUUUCCUUGAAGAGAACUUGAAGCUUAUUAACCGACUGGAUGAGCUCGGUGUUGCGACUCGAUCGAUUAGCGGUGCUUUUAUGGCUGAUUAUCUUGAUAAGGAGAAGUGGCAGUAUGUUGGCAAGAUCACCAAGGUCAACAAAGAUGCUAUUGAGAAGUCCAUUGAGGCUGGCUAUAUCCCUGUCCUUACUUCAAUGGCUGAAUCUGAAGACGGCCAUCUCCUUAACGUCAACGCUGAUGUCGCUGCCGCCGAGCUUGCCCGUGCUCUUGAGCCCCUGAAGGUUGUUUAUCUGUCAGAAAAGGGUGGACUGUAUGAUGGUGAUGGCGAGAAGAUUUCUACUAUCAACUUAGACGCCGAAUUCGACCACUUGAUGGCUCAGCCUUGGUGCCGAUACGGAACGCGACUCAAGAUCAAGGAAAUCAAAGAAUUACUGGACACACUCCCCCGCAGCUCAUCCGUUGCUAUUAUCCACCCCAGCGAUUUGCAAAAGGAGUUGUUCACCGACUCCGGUGCCGGUACCCUCAUUCGUCGAGGAGACAAGAUCCAGCGAGUUUCCUCUGUCAACGAAAUUGGGGAUAUUUCCAAGUUCAAGGAGACUCUGGCCCGCGACCGCCAGGGUCUUGAUGCUGAGGCCACUGUCGAACGUUUUGUCGAUCAUCUUAAGGAGAAGAACUUCAAUGCCUACUACGACGAUGGAAUGCAGUGUCUAGCUGUCGUCCUGCCAGCCAAUGAGGAGCGACCAAUUGCUACACUGGCUACUUUGAAUAUCACCAAGGCUGGAUGGCUCAGCAACGUCGCUGAGAACGUCUUCGCUGCCAUCAAGAAAGAUCACCCUAGCCUGGUCUGGACUGUCAGCGAGGAGGAUGAGAACCUAACUUGGUUCUUCGAGAAGGCUGACGGAACCUUCAACAAGAACGGCAAUGUUCUUUUCUACUAUGGAUGCGACCUCCGAUCUGACGCUCUGGUCCCUGUCUACGAGGAGUUCAAGGCCCACGGCCGUGCUAUGUUCGGCGACAACCUGGAAUCUCGACUUCGAGAUGCUGCCAAGGCCACCAGCGAGACCCUAAACGCCUCUCAGAGCCGAACUUGAUCAAGCUUCCCAAACUACCUAGCUGCUACUCUUGAAUAUCUCACGAUUAAAAUUCCCAAUAUAAUACAAAACAGUUAAGCCUUUCACCUACAGACCCUUAUUGACGUAGGCCUUCUUCCUUAUCGCGUAGCUUACAACAGAAGCGAGAGAGGAACAAAUGAUGUUCACUCUGAGUCAGAAGGGUUGUCAAAGAGGGACAAAGUAUCACACAAAACCAAACUGGCCCACUCCUUGGAUCAGAAGUCUUUGCGGAGACAACUGAAUUGGGUGCUUGCUUUUGAGGGUUGUUUGGAAGCAUCUGAGAACUGCCUGAACUAUCGUUCAUGAAAUAGCUACUACAAACCAACAGUUACAAUCACAGGCUGUGUUCGUCAGUGCCAGAUACCCCCAACUAUCACAUCGGAUACAAACCCGAAGCAGGAGACGUUCUGGGCCGUUUAGGUAACAUGAAGUAAAGUAGCGCACCUAAUGGUGGCCUUUAAGCAUAGCAAUGACAAAGAGAAUGGGCAUCGAGGAUGGUACCAGGUUAGUUGAGUGAUAGAAAGGCCUGCUGUGAUUCUAUCGUCACUCCGUCAGCCACCAGUCCAAGUAAAAGUUCACCAACAAGGAAGAUAUGUGUCUGUCAAAAUGGCCCCCCACAUGCAUCUAUGAGGCUGUACUUAAUUGAGAAUGAAGGCUUCUGGAGAGGGAGGGUGAGCAGGCACAUAUGCAGAAGAUCUCAGACCGGAACCAUGGAAAGGCUUGUAUCUUGUGGAUGCUUUGAGCGAAAGGAAAUGCUGAGGGAGACGUAUCAAUCAGUGACCUUGUGUGAUGGGGUACAUGUCGUGACUUGAUUCUUUGGGUUCUCGAAUUAUCAAGGUAGCAGAUUGUAGGUCGAAAUGCAAAGAGCGAGUACACUUGCAAGCUGGCUGAGGGUGCAGCAUUAUCUGUAUGUUCGAGAACCUCCAAACGAUAGUAUGGAUAACAGUUUAAUUAAAAUAAAACUUCCACUCGUUCUUCAUCGCUGGCUCCAAGCUCAAGAAUCAUCUAGCACUUCA
Fusarium odoratissimum NRRL 54006 is the source of this 2816-nucleotide messenger RNA. Its product is annotated as N-acetyl-gamma-glutamyl-phosphate reductase. The record is from RefSeq and is a predicted model, not a curated record. Bases 208 to 1779 code for a protein of 523 amino acids. Gene Ontology annotation, biological process: L-arginine biosynthetic process. NCBI's taxonomy places the organism in Eukaryota, Fungi, Ascomycota, Sordariomycetes, Hypocreales, Nectriaceae. The transcript is spliced from 2 exons. Gene Ontology annotation, molecular function: L-glutamate N-acetyltransferase activity, acting on acetyl-CoA as donor; N-acetyl-gamma-glutamyl-phosphate reductase (NADP+) activity; arginine binding. Gene Ontology annotation, cellular component: cytoplasm; mitochondrial matrix.